UAUACCUCAGGUAGGUGACAUCAGAUGCCGGGUGUUAUAGAUGACAUUACUUCUACACUAUAAAGGCUGGAGACAUGUGGUAAUGGCUGUUAUACCUCAGGUAGGUGUCAUCAGAUGCCGGGUGUUCUAGAUGACAUUACUAUAUAUAGGGGUCACACUUUCCAAGGAUUUUUCUUUUCCAUUAGAAGCAGAAAACUGAAGGGUCAGAAAUUCCACUGGAAACCAUAGAAAGGCUGGUAAAUCUGUGGCUCACGAACUGCUGUUGGCUGCCCAUAGACUUCCAGGCUGCUGACUGCUGCACCCCAGUUAUCAGGACACUCGGAGGGCAGCGGGGUGAACUCCACCCUAAUCCACCCACAGGUUCCUGCUCUCCUCUGCCGCAAUUCAGUGCUCAGUAUUGUAUUCAGUCUGUGUGUUAUCUCCUAUAGGUUCUGAUUCCAGGAGGAGAAGUCCCCCCGAGAGAUGUCCCUGUCCUCUGUAUUCCCAGGACUGUCCAGAGGAGAAGCUCCCAGAGAACCAUCAGGAUGAAAAUCUGAUGGAUGUUAAGGCUGAGGUUAAAGAUGAAGAAGAAGAAGAGGAGACGGAUUUAUGGUGCGAUCAGCAGGGUUCUGAUUCCAGGAGGAGAAGUCCCCCCAAGAGAUGUCCCUGUCCUCUGUAUUCCCUGGACUGUCUAGAGGAGAAGCUCCCAGAGAACCAUCAGGAUGAAAAUCUGAUGGAUAUUAAGGCUGAGAUUAAAGAUGAAGAAGAAGAGGAGACGGAUUUAUGGGGCGAUCAGCAGGUGGAGGAUAAAGAAGAACGGAUGAUGGGCGAUCCCCCGUGUAAGAGUGAGGUGGAGGAGGACAUUCCAGUCCCUGUGACCACAGAAAAUCCCUGUGAGAAGCCUGAAGGAAACAUCAUGUUAUCUCUAGAUUACAAAGAAGAUGAAGACACCAGGCAGCGCUCUUCAGAAGAAAACUUCAUUACCUGUAAUGUACAUCCAGGACUUCACAAUGCAGAGCCAUCAAAUAAUUCCCCCAAGAAUGAGGAACUUUCUAAUGACCAAUCACAGAUUAUCAAUCCAAAUCUAUCAUAUAAUCACCCUAAACAUGAGGAAUCUUCUACUGAUCAAUCACAGAUUAUUACUCCAAAUAUAAGGCAGAAACGGGGUAAAAUGUUUAAUUGUGAGGAACGUGGAAAACAGUUCAGAUAUAAGUCAGAGCUUUCUGCACGCAGAAGUCGUCACAAAGGAGAGAAGCCGUAUUCAUGUUCAGAGUGUGGGAAAUGUUUUACCAAGAAAUCAUAUCUUGAGCGUCAUAAAAUAAUUCACACAGGAGAGAAGCCAUAUUCAUGUUCAGAGUGUGGUAAAUGUUUUACAGGUAGAUCAUGUCUGCUUGCACAUCAGAGAAUUCACACAGGAGAGAAGCCAUAUUUAUGUUCAGAGUGUGGUAAAUGUUUUACAGAUAGAUCAUAUCUGCUUGCACAUCAGAGAAUUCACACAGGAGAGAAGCCACAUUCAUGUUCAGAAUGUGGGAAAUGCUUUAACCAGAAAUCAAGCCUUGAUGUACAUAAAAGAAUUCACACAGGAGAGAAGCCAUAUUCAUGUUCAGAAUGUGGUAAAUGUUUUGCAAAUAGAUCAAAUCUGCUUGUACAUCAGAGAAUUCACAUAGGAGAGAAGCCAUAUUCAUGUUCAGAAUGUGGGAAAUGCUUUAACCAGAAGUCAAGCCUUGGUCUACAUAAAAAAAGAAUUCACACAGGAGAGAAGCCAUAUUCAUGUUCAGAGUGUGGUAAAUGUUUUACAGAUAAAUCAUAUCUGCCUGCACAUGAGAGAAUUCACACAGGAGAGAAGCCAUUUUCAUGUUCAGAAUGUGGGAAAUGCUUUGCCAGGAAAUGCACUCUUUAUCAACAUAAGAGAAUUCACACAGGAGAGAAGCCGUAUUCAUGUUCAGAAUGUGGAAAAUGUUUUACAGAUAAAUCAUUUCUUGAUCAACAUCAGAGAAUUCACACAGGAGAGAAGCCACAUUAAUGUUCAGAAUGUGGGAAAUGCUUUAACCGGAAAGCAAGCCUUGAUCUACAUAAAAGAAUUCACACAGGAGAGAAGCCGUAUUCAUGUUCAGAACGUGAAAAAUGUUUCAUAGAAAAAAAAAAGGUCUUACUAAACAUCUCAGAAUUCACACAGGAGAGAAACCAUUUUCAUGUUCAGAAUAUGGGAAAUGCUUUACCAAGAAAUUAAGUCUUGAUUGACAUAAGAGAAUCCACACAGAAGAGAAGACAUUUUGAUGUUUUGUAUAAGAAUAAUGUUUUACAAAUAAAUUAGUCUUUCAAACUUGCAGACAUGUGUGUUCAUUUUACCUCAUUGUGCCAAUAUUGUAUGCAAGUGAGCAACAGAAGUCAUGCUUACAAGUCGCUGAUAAACUUUUUGUUUCUUUUUACUUCAUUCCAAUAUAAAAUGGUACAUCAUGAGGGACGCUGAGACAGACAUCGUUCACACCUCCUCCCCUCCACGCGACGUUUCGGGAGAACACGCCUCCUUACUCAUGCUUGCAGGUAGAGGGGGAGGUGGGAUUUUUAUAGCACCAACAGCUGAUGCAUAUUUACAAACCAUAUCGUUUUAUACAAAAUGCAUAGCCAUAAAUAACCCUAACACAUGAAAGUGAUCAAUCAUA
Messenger RNA from Bufo gargarizans (Asiatic toad), 2642 nucleotides. Its product is annotated as zinc finger protein 501-like. The record is from RefSeq and is a predicted model, not a curated record. The transcript has 6 exons. Gene Ontology annotation, biological process: regulation of transcription by RNA polymerase II. Bases 536 to 2002 code for a protein of 488 amino acids. Gene Ontology annotation, molecular function: DNA-binding transcription factor activity, RNA polymerase II-specific; RNA polymerase II cis-regulatory region sequence-specific DNA binding. NCBI's taxonomy places the organism in Eukaryota, Metazoa, Chordata, Amphibia, Anura, Bufonidae.